Molecule: messenger RNA, 2169 nt
Organism: Spizellomyces punctatus DAOM BR117
Lineage: Eukaryota; Fungi; Chytridiomycota; Chytridiomycetes; Spizellomycetales; Spizellomycetaceae
Exons: 6
Coding region: 28-1416 (462 amino acids)
Biological process (GO): positive regulation of Notch signaling pathway
Cellular component (GO): nucleus
Source: RefSeq, a predicted model, not a curated record
AUUUUGGGAAUCUGUUCCAUCGAGCAAAUGACAAGCAUUUACAAUGAUCGCUACUUACAAUGUCCCCUUCCAACCCCAGUGGUGCCGAGAACCGACUUGACCCUGCCUUCGGGCUAUGACGCUGACGACCUUCCGCGAAAGCUUUAUGGCUUCCGGAGAGCUUUGAGCCCCAAGGAGUUUUGGGCGGAGCAAUCGGUUUUAGAUCGUGUGCGAUAUAAAAACUCCAACCAGCACCAAGGAUCGCUGCAUUUCCGUAAGCUUUUGGAGGUCCGACGGCUAUCUCGGCGUUUCGGAGAAAUGGAACUCGAUAAGUUGAUAAAGGAUAUCCUCGAUGUUAUGCACUGCAACAGAACAAAGAAAACCCAAGGCCGUUGGGAGUGUCUCCCAUCACAUCCCUACAUGUGCUAUGUGCUUGCACGGCUAAUGGGAGCGUACGGAUUGCUGCUGCGGUUAUUGAUCGCUCUCAGGAAUACUUACUUAGCCUUUCGCGCUGUUGCCCGGCAAACAUAUUUCAUGGCGGUGUCGCUUGUAAUCAUGGCGUCCUGCGCACGUCUCCAUCUUCUUUCGCGACACAUGCUGAAUGGUGUUGAGCAGUGUUAUCAACUUUUAAUGUCUUGGACUCAAUCCCUUCCUGUCCGGGGAUCCAAUGAUUCAUCAGGAAGCGAAUUACCACCGUCAUUGAGAGCGAAUCUUUUUGAUGCCAGUGGCGGUGUAUCAAUGACCGAGUCAACUGGAGCCCUUGAUGAGAUGUGCCACUACGACACACAGCCUAGCGCAUCCCAUCGACCAAUUUUGAUGGAAAUUGAACAGGCUGCGGCUGUUUCAGACGAAUUCUGGUCGGCAGGAAUAGGAGAUACGACUGACUUCGAUAUGGCUUCUUUAGCUGCUGGGGAAGAUUACUCGGCGGAUGGCUCUCUGGUGGACAAUCCAUCCAUAGAUGAUUGUAACCAGGAAAGUAGGCCAACUGCUGAGGAUGAUUCACAUGAAGGCAAUAAGGCAAAUUUGAGAGGUGUAAGAAAAAGCAUAACGGCAGAAAUGCGAAUGCCCAGAGCAGUGUCGAGAGCUCCGGGGCCAACAAAACGCUCGCAAAUGGCAAAGGGUGAUGCAUCUAUCAAUGAAAGGGCAAAGAACGGCAUUGUUUUACCUAACCAAGCGACUCAAGUUGCGAAAAAGAAACAACUUGAGAAAGAUCAGUCCGAACAUCUGGCACAGGAACGGAACUUGGAUAGGAACACCACCGGAUUGGCUUGUUUGCAAAAGAAGCGUAAGGCCGCUACUCGCACUGUCACUGGCGACGUUUUGGGCCCGAAAGACGCAGAAACAGCGGAUGUUCAAUCACAUAAGAAGCGACAGAACAAGAAACUUCCGAAGGAGAAGAAGAACGAGAUCGAUGACAUUUUUGGACUCUUUGGAUAAUCCAGAGAGGAUCGCAUAAUACCAAUAUUCAGCAGCGCAGAUACAAAAUUACCACAAUCUACAAGCGCAUGACUCCAACCGUUGACCUGUUCGGCGACAGCGCCGCUACGCGACUACUAGGGGCAUGAUGGAUGCUGACAUAGUUUCCCUCCCAGUCGGAUUACUACCAUUUCCAAUAAGUUCCACAUGGGUUGCGGUUCGGGCCCCAUAUAUCGUCAUGAAUGACGUGCCGCAGUACUUGGAUUGAGAGAACAUGGGAUGGCGACAAAAGGAGAGAGUGAGGGCAAUUGCACUGGUGGAAAAGCCGGAUGGGUAGCUGCAAAAGAUCCCGCAUAGGAGUAAAAAACACCUCGUAGUCGGUGGUCGACUGUGACACUGACUGACUCUGGUGUCAUAAAGUAUGGUUGCGGUCGUCAGAGGAGCAUGUUGAAACCAACCCGCCCGCUACUAUUUUGUACGUAUGACACUCAUCGGUCAGCUUUCGUUGUAAAAGGUCUUUUAUAUGGACGAACUUGUGUGCGAAGUAGACAGCAGUCCACUGGUGACUGGGAUAGAAAUAGACGCCAAGUGCUCCUGCAGUCGUUGACUUCAGAUUUCAGAUUUAGCAACAUAGUCUUAAUGACCGGUGCCGGCUAUUCGCAGAACACUUGCUUCAGCAGUAUUCACGUUCGCCGUGUGCUUUCUGUAAUCCCAUCUGCAUUGACGAUGUAGAAAUACGAACCUUGCAGUCGAUUGCGCUGAUGCUGUAAGAAG